UGCGGUCCCCGUUGUGUCCGGCCGGGGCGGUUUGAGGCCCAAACUUUGGGGGUCGCGACGGUGAGCGACCGUUGGGCGGCGCGGGAGGGUCCAAGGCCCUCGCGCUUCAGUCAUCUGCGGGCGGGCGACUGUCCCGGCGGGCGACGCGCCGCCGCGCGCCCCGACGCCCACGCACCGCCCACGCACCGGACUCUUCGGCCGCGAAGACCCUCCUUCGCGGCGAGAUGGGAUCCUGACAGGUUUCUUCUCCGCCGUAAGAAGGAUAUUAAAGAGAAAUUCCUCACAAAUUGUGAUAGUGCACAUGAAAUAUUACUGAAAAAACUAUUAAAUAGAUAAAAAUAUAUCAUUACAUUAAAUAAGUUUAAUAAAAUGUUUGUUAAUAAU
Gryllus bimaculatus (two-spotted cricket) is the source of this 384-nucleotide messenger RNA. The record is from the annotation of a GenBank genome assembly. Lineage: Eukaryota; Metazoa; Arthropoda; Insecta; Orthoptera; Gryllidae.